Schistocerca piceifrons (Central American locust) is the source of this 1078-nucleotide messenger RNA. Its product is annotated as trafficking protein particle complex subunit 5-like. The record is from RefSeq and is a predicted model, not a curated record. Lineage: Eukaryota; Metazoa; Arthropoda; Insecta; Orthoptera; Acrididae. Gene Ontology annotation, cellular component: TRAPPI protein complex; TRAPPII protein complex; TRAPPIII protein complex. The transcript is spliced from 6 exons. Bases 249 to 815 code for a protein of 188 amino acids. Gene Ontology annotation, biological process: endoplasmic reticulum to Golgi vesicle-mediated transport.
GUAGCCAUCCGUGACAGCAGCUUGCUUAAUGUUUACAAAUGGAGGAGGUAGUGGUGUGACUAUGGAGUUAAUGAUGAUCGUAAACCGAGUGGAUUUGUUAUUCUCAUGGUAUGGCUUUAAUUAGGUAGGAAGGAAGUGUUCAGAAAUGUAGAACGGCACGUAAGAUUUCCGUGAGUGUUCGAAGCAGGAAAUUAUGCGUUGGUGGUACCGGCUGAACAGUUGAGUUUCGAAGUCGCCCAGAAUCGAUUAUGAACCUCUCAAAAAUUCGCACGAGAUCAAAUAUACUGGACAAGCCACUUAGUCGAGGGAAAGGUGAAGUUAGUCUUAGCUGUUAUGCUUUCCUAUUCUCAGAAAUUGUCCAGUACUGCCAUAACAGAGUGCACACCAUUCCAGAACUACAGGGCAGACUUACUGAAAUGGGAAAGCAUGUUGGUAUUAGACUCGUAGACCUUUUCUUUGUCCGUGAAAGAGACUGCAGACGUGAAGUCAAAGUAUUAACUAUUAUUUUAUUGAUGAAGUCAACAUUUUGGUUGUCUCUGUUUGGAAGGGAAGCAGAUAAAGUGGAGCAUGCUACCGAUGAUGAUACAGUGUACUUCAUAACUGAGAAAGAACCACUUGUAAAUAAGUUUAUAUCCAUUCCAAAAGACAAAGGAAGUUUGAAUUGUGCAGUUUUUAUUGCUGGCAUCAUUGAAGGUUUUCUUACUGGAUGUGGAUUUCCAGCAAAGGUGACUACGCACUGGCACAAUGGCACAACGUACAUGAUUCAGUUUGAAGAGUCCGUCAUUGCCAGGGACAAGCAGCUAGAAGAGAAUUAAUUUUCGGUGGGAUCCUGAAGUUAACUGGAAGUUUGUUUUGAAAAGAAUUAAAUCAAAAAGUCUUCUGUGAUUACAUUUGUCUUGUUGCAAUGAAUAAAGGAUUCAAAUAAUACAUUUAAUGAUUAAUAUUUCUGUUCUCAAGUAGCAGAAGACAGGGCAUGUGGGAGACUUAGAAAUGUUUCUUAUUUAUCAAGACUGAGAAUAUCUGUGAUGUUAAAAUGAAAAUGUAUUUUGUAUCAGAAUAAAAUAAGUAGUGGAAGAAA